CUCUGUGGCUGGUAUGCUUCGCCGUCCACACACAAUCUGUGAGUAACAAGGGCAUUGCAGGUGGACCUCGGGUAGGCAAAGGUUAAACCGGCGCGUACGGAGGACGACCGGGAUUUGUCUCUCUCUCCUUCUCUGUCUGUGGUUAAGGAGGUGAUCCAAGAGAGACAGGAACUGCACUGGAGGAAGAAGAGGAGGAUGGGAGACAGAGGGAUGGUGGGAGUAGCGGACGACAUGGGGGAGGGCAUGCAGUGCGUGGACCACCCUUACCGUAGUAACCCAGGCGGGGUAUGCGGCUUCUGCCUGCAGGAGAAGCUGGGCAAGCUGGUGUCCUCCUCCAAGUCCAGCCCCUUCUCCCCGCUCCAGCCCCCGCCGUCCUCCUCUUCCUCACCCACGUCCUUCCGCUCUGACGGUGGUGUUUCUGGCGGAGGGCUCGGGCUCGGACUGGGACUUGGACUCACCUCCCGUCCGUCACGUACCGGUGCCGCCUCUGGUGGCCGUAGGACCAGGUUCCCCUUUCUGGCCGCCAGCCACAGCUACAAGAAGAAGAAGAGCAGCGGCGGGAGUGGUGGCUACGGAAACGGCGCAAGGAACGUGAUGGCUUCGGUCUCCACCGCAGCUGGCAUCACGGAUUCUGGCUCUGCGGCGAACGACAGCGGCAUCGUUCUAAAGCGGAGCAAAUCUACAGCACCGAGAACGGCUGGAACCCUUGCGCAGGGUCGUGGUGGUGGCGGCAUUGGAGACCCCGCCGUGGCAGAGAGUCCUCGAAAGAAGAGCUUCUGGUCUUUCCUCUACCUCUCCUCUGCCUUUUCCGCCUCGAGCUCCUCUUCUGCGGUCCACAGCAGCAAUAUCAACAGGCGAAAAUCUACCUCAUCGUCGUCGGGCGAAGGAUGCGAUAAAGACGUCAACAUGAAGCUGCAUCUGCAGCGGCAAGUGAAUGCAUCAGAUAAAUUGGUGGCCAAGGAAGAAGCGGCGACCGCCGCCCCCGAGCAAGGGGAAAACGGGGUGAAGGAGGCGGAGAGCCCAAACGCUAGACAGGCGGCAGCGUCAUCGUUCGGAAGGAAGGUGGCCAGAUCCAGAUCGGUGGGCUGCGGCAGCAGGAGCUUCUCGGGAGACUUUCUGGAGCGCAUCUCCACCGGGUUCGGUGAUUGCACCCUCAGGAGAGUGGAGUCCCAGCGCGAGGCCAAGCCCAACAUCGGCCUCCACCUAAAUCACGACAAUGACGGAGAGCAGCGGCAGCCGAGGAUGAAGGUGCGGUUCAAGUGCGGAGGGCUGUUCGGUGGUUUCGGGACGAUGUACGCGUACUGGUUGUCGGCGGCCGCGGCCGAGGACGACUUGGACGACAGCAGCAGCAGCAGGACCUCGGCCGCAACCCCGGCUCCCUCCGCCACCGCUGCUGCACGAGGCCGAACUAGAAGCUGGAGCUUAGCCUUUGCGAGUCCAAUGAGAGCCUUCAGGCCAUAUUCCUCCUCUAAGCCCCUCUACGCCAUCCAUAACGCUGCUUCAGCUGCGCCGGCGACCAACAUCAUUUCCUCGAUCAACGGCAGCAACGGCGGCAAAGGGCACAAACUCCACAGCAAUCCAUCGUUUCUAGCUGUCGAAAGCUAACACACAGACACACCCCUAUCGUAGUCUUCUCUUCAGCAGCAGCGUGCUUGUCUAUUAUCACAAUCUGCCCUUGAACUCGAUCUUUUGAUAUCGUGUUAAUCACAUUCUACUUCUCCGUCGAUCGCCUCUGAAACUAUGUUAUAUUUUGGUGAAAUAUGGCGACAUUAUGAGGUUGUUUUUGUUGGAAA
Musa acuminata subsp. malaccensis (wild Malaysian banana) is the source of this 1793-nucleotide messenger RNA. RefSeq lists its product as uncharacterized. The record is from RefSeq and is a predicted model, not a curated record. Lineage: Eukaryota; Viridiplantae; Streptophyta; Magnoliopsida; Zingiberales; Musaceae.